Messenger RNA from Dromiciops gliroides (monito del monte), 5283 nucleotides. Its product is annotated as deubiquitinase DESI2-like. The coding region runs from base 1486 to 2058 and encodes 190 amino acids. The record is from RefSeq and is a predicted model, not a curated record. Gene Ontology annotation, biological process: protein deubiquitination. Gene Ontology annotation, molecular function: deubiquitinase activity. The transcript is spliced from 5 exons. Lineage: Eukaryota; Metazoa; Chordata; Mammalia; Microbiotheria; Microbiotheriidae.
CAUUCACUACCAGCCUCACUUAGCCCUGUGCCUCUGCCAGCCCCCUCCAGAUGCAUCAGUCUAGAACCGGCUGCAAGUAAUGCUUCGGUUACGGCAUGGAGGGAACUGUUUCAUUCGGGAUGAUCUGACUCAGAAAUAGAGCUGCCCCUACUUCUUUCCCCUGCCCUGCCUUGUCCUGCCCUACAAGGCAAGGGAAGGCAAUCCAGCCUCUCUCCAGCCUCUCUCCCCAACCCUUAAGCAACUGAAGGCAGGUGUAAUUAAAGGAGCCAAGUCGCGGGCAGAGACUCGGACCUUCGGUCACGGCUUCUGGAACUCAGUUCUGGGGCUCCCUUCAGCACCUUGGAGAACUCCUGCCCACGGGAUCUCUAGAUGGCGCCUUAGCAGAGAGAGCCGUUGGGAGAUACCAGUGAACCCGACACCCUCCCUACAGCUUGCCCAGAGGAGGGACCCACCCGAUACCAGCCCUAUAGGGUCGAGCAGAUGCAAUUGAAGCACUUUGGACAGAUUUCCCCAAUCUACCUGGACUGAAGCUGCGGCUUCAGACCCUGAGCAGUCUCUCUAGCUCAUACGAGGGAGGCAUGGAGGACGACGAAGAGAGAAACAUAGACACAUGCAUUUUCUCCUUUCCGUCAGUCCAGGGUGACCUUUAUCAAUAGGAGCAGAUCAGCUUCAAUCUCCAGGACAGUUUCCUAGUGGGCUGGGGAGAGGCGGCGGUCGACAAACUCUACCCUCAUGGCUCUGGGUGAAAUUAUUCAUCCUGAAAUGCGCGUUGCUUGUUUGUUUAAGUUUAUUCAAAUCCACGUUUCUGGCAUUUUAAAGGGAAAAUGCAACUGCCUCGAGAUCAGAAGUGAUAGAAAAAAUUUAGGUACCUAUGAAUAAGAGCCGCCUGCCUGCAGCAAGCUGAGGCUAGGAACCUAUCUGAGGAAUUUCAACUCCUGUCAGAGGAACUGGCCGCUGAGUGUAAAGUCCUUUAAAAUGUUCGGGGUUUUCAUGCAUCAUUUUAAAUGUAUACUUUGCCUAGAGUCUACUCCAUUUUCUUCCUAUUACCAUUCCUGGUAGAACCUUCUCUCGCCUCCACCUCCCCCAUCUUUCUACUGGGUUCUGUGGACAUACGUAGCAAGACAGAGCUAGGGUUUGGAGCUCCCUGCAAUUGCUUUGACUUUUGAUUUUUUUAACUUCUUCCUGGAUUACAAGAUUGGAUGGUGCACCGCUAAGUCCAGAAACCCCGAUGAGCCGCAGUGUUAGGAAGAAUGCUGGUGUGAGUGUGUAUUUGUACUGUGGUGUGUGUGGGGGUGCAAGAAAAAACAACUUUGGAGCCCCAAAGCCCCCCUUUCCUCCUCAUGCAAGUUUCUUUGGAAGUCGUACAAUGAGGAAUUCUUUUGCAUAUAGCUGAGGGCAAAGCCCAAACAGUACCUGGGGGAGGGGGGCAACGCUGCAACGGGAAGGGGAAAUAAUAUUUGUCCCCAGUAUUCUCUACAAUCAACGAUGGCAAAUGAACCGGUGAUUUUGAAUGUCUAUGAUAUGUACUGGAUCAAUGAGUACACCUCUACUCUGGGCAUUGGUGUGUUCCAUUCAGGCAUCGAGAUUUACGGCCGAGAGUUUGCCUAUGGGGGGCAUCCUUAUCCUUUCAGCGGGAUCUUUGAGAUUACACCUGGAAGUGCAGUGGAGCUUGGAGAAACCUUUAAAUUCAAAGAAGCCAUAGCCCUUGGCACCACUGACUUCACAGAAGAAGAUGUGGACAAGAUCUUGGAGGAGAUGGGAAAGGAAUACAAAGGCAAUGCCUACCACCUCAUGCACAAGAACUGCAACCACUUCUCAGAUGCCCUGGCAGAGAUCCUGUGUGGUCGGGAGAUACCUCGUUGGGUGAACCGCCUGGCCUACUUCAGCUCAUGCAUCCCUUUUCUACAGAGCUGUCUCCCCAAGGAAUGGCUCACCCCAGCAGCCCUGCAGACCCAUAUCGGCCUUGGUCUACGCAAAGAAGACUCAGGCAGCACAGCAGAUGAGGAAGUUCCCUCCACCUCAGGUGCAACGAGGACCUGCAAACACACCCGUGUCUGAGCUGGGCCCUGCCAUCAUCCUCUGUACUCUCUUCUCUUAGCCAUCUGCCUCACUAUUCCACCGUAGACUUCUUCUAUCCCUUGUCAACCUUGUUUUACUUUUCCUGUUCUCCUCCAAGGAGGCUGGGGUGUUCCUAGCCUCCAGUGCUCUUGUUGACAAGACACUGAACCACCUCACUGUUCUAUUGGGCCACUGAAGACCUCCAUGACACCAUGACACAUAUGAAUGAAUGGGGAAGGCCUCCUUCUAAAUUGUUAGAUUCUGUGGGAUGGAAGACUGGGGGACUGAGGUAGCUUUAAGCUCUCCCCACAUCAGAAGAGUUGUUCUUAUUCUAUAGUAUACCUGGACAAUCCCAUCCUUGACACAGCUUUACUGUCCCCAUAGACCCCUUAUUAUCAAAGGAGGGGAGAGGAGCUAUUCAGGGCAAUGUUUCCAUCAGACCAGCAGCAACAGCCCCUCCCCCCAAACAUUCUCCCAUUUGGGGGGAUCAAGGAUUUUCUGAGGCAUUUGGAUAACAGGGUGACGCUCUCCAGAUUUUCCACUGGAGGAUGUAUGUAUGUAUGUGUGUGUGUGUGUUUUAGGUGAUGUUUUAUAUUUAAAAAAUCAUAGGACUUCACUAACAAAGACAGCAGAGAGAGAUUUGUUCUGGGGGUAGAGUAGAAUUAGAAUAGGGAAAGAAGAGGGCUAAGCAUAUGAAUGAAGUUGGUAGAGAAACCUUUUAAAAAUGAGACAAAACAAUUUCUGGGGUGUCUCUCCUUGAGCCCUUGUUGUGGACUGCACAACACUGUAAGGCAACUAAAAGUAGCACCCUUUCUCUUAAUAGCUGUCUUCCUCCCAUCCCUGACCCAAUGGGAAAAAUGAUGAACAGUCAAGAGUUGUCUCUUCAGCUCUCCUUUUCCUUUUUAUCUGUCACUGAGGCUUGCCCUUCACUGGGCUAGGGAAAUAUUCAUGAGAGUUCUGUAUGAGUUUCUAAGUAUGAGAGCCCAGAAGAUAUCAUUUGAUGAGAGGAACGCAGAGCCAGAAAGAUCUGCUUCCAGCAACUUAUCAGUCAUAGCCCAUUGAGGCACCUCCUCAGGUUUCUCCAGAGGCCUCCUAGCUCUGCAGGAGGUCAACCCUGUGCUUCUCCUAAAUCCUGGGAGGGGUCUACGCUUGUCUUAGGGGACAAAAGAUUAAGGGGUCAUAGAAUAUCAUGACUGAAAGAGACCUUAGAGAUAAUAUAGUCCAACCAUAAGAUUUUACAGAUGAAGUAGCAGCCCUGGUGAGAUGAAAUGACCUGUUUUCUGCCACAUGGCUAAUUAACAACAAUGACAAGAUUAGGAUCUAGGUCACUUAACUCUCCAUAUGAAAUGACCCUUCCAUUCACCAUAGGUUUAGAAAGUAGGGUAGGAAGGAAUGAGUUUUCCUCUGAAGUUGAUACCAUCUGGUGGUGACUGUGUGUAUGUGUAUGUGUAUGUGUGUGUGGGUAUGUGUAAAGAGAAAUAGGUGAAUGCUCAUAUGAUCAAUGCCCAUGCAUAGGUCAGGAGCAAAACAAAGUGUCAUAUAUGUGUGCACAAGAAUGACUGUAAACAUGUACAGCAUGGGGAGAAGUUUAGAAGAGUAUCUGUUUAUACAUGCAGUAUUUGAGUAUGUGUGCUUAGGAGGAUACUAGCAAAAACUAUUUUCAGAAGAAGCACCUGUUUCCCUAGGGACUGCUGUGGUCAGCAACCCUUCUUUUUUCUCCAAGAAAGCAGAUGGAGGGCUCUGGUAGCCUUUGACAUGACAUCAUGUCUCUGUUGAAAAUGAAAACAGUGGUGCCUGGGAGAUAUGAAAAGAGAGGAUUCAAGUCAAUUACCAUUUGAUAUGAGAUAGUCAGUUUCCAAAUGGAUUUAUUCCAAUGACAAAGCCUCCUUAUAGUCUCUAUAUACAACGUGAAGUUUAUGUACCAUGGAUGAUCCAUUCACCUCUCCUAAGGAGCUGCAUUCCUUAGUUAGGAGGGCUAGAUUCUUGGAAUCCUGUUGGUUUUAGUUUAAGGUGUGUGUAUGUGUGUGUGUGUGUGUGUGUGUGUGUGUUUACUAUCAAUUUCUUGCCUCUGUCAUUCAUUUCUCUUACUCCACAAUUUUUCUCCGAUGUGAAUACACAUUUUCUUUCUAGUGGUGGUUCAUCUGGUAGUUAACAGAAAAAAAUGUAAUAAGAAACACUGGAUUCACCUUUCUUACUCUUGACAAGACAAAUAGACUGGUAUGGUAUCUGGGUGGCUCUUUCUGGGACUCUGCCAGACUGCUUCGUUUUCCUGAUGGAAGUCAUGGGUUUCUGUUCCAAGAAAAGUUGAAUUGCCACAAAUGAGGAAAAAUGCCAUGGCUGAGCCAGGCUUUUUAUUGUUUUCUCUAGAAAUGGGAGUUAACCCAAACAUAAUUCAGACAUUCUUAAAAUAAAUUAAAAACAAACCAAAAAUGAAUUGGAAAGACAGUUUCUGUGGCUCACCAUCAUUUGCAAUGGGAUUGUAUACAUCAUGUAGCACCACUAUAUUGCAUUUUUUGUGCUCUUCUCAAUUUCCUAUCUAAUCCCUCUGCUAGCCAGAGGUAGCAUUCACACAUCAGGCAGCUGGUUUCUAAAAGAACUGGUACAUUGUACUGACAUGAAUCAGAUCCACCCACAGAAUCAGAUCAAAACAUUUGAUCAAUCUGGGCAUUUUUAUGGAUAACUCAACCUCCACAUAUUUUUCACAUGAAAUUUUGUCUACUGCCCCACUCCCAUCCUAUACCUAUACUUUUCUAAACUAAAUGCAGAGCUUUCUAUCUGUUCCUAUUAAAGUUCACUUCUCUGGUUUGGACACAUUGUUUUUGCCUGUUAAGGUGCCUAGAAAACACAUUCAGUGAAGAAGGGCUGAAGGAAUUAGGAUUAUAUAAUUUGGGGAAGAGAAGGCUGAGAGGUGACAGUCACUGUAGUCAAAUUUAUGAAAGAUUUAUGAGGAAGAUAUCAACAAUUAUUCUGUAUCUGUGGAUGAGCAAAUAAUGAGAAAUGGGCCUAAAUAAAGACCAAAAAAGCUUUGAUCCUCAAGAAAUGACAGAAUCACAAGUAAUUACAGCUUGAAUGAACAUUGGAGAGCACAUAGUCACAGAAUCACAGAGUUGAGAGGUACUAAAGAGGUAAUUUAGUCCAAAUGGAAUCUAAAUAGGGGCAGUUAAAUGGCACAGUAGAGUUCCAGGCAAAAAGUCAGGAAGACUCAUCUUCCUGAGUUCAAAUCUA